Messenger RNA from Cydia pomonella (codling moth), 3530 nucleotides. RefSeq lists its product as uncharacterized. The record is from RefSeq and is a predicted model, not a curated record. The transcript is spliced from 3 exons. NCBI's taxonomy places the organism in Eukaryota, Metazoa, Arthropoda, Insecta, Lepidoptera, Tortricidae. Bases 1461 to 2588 code for a protein of 375 amino acids. Gene Ontology annotation, biological process: sensory perception of taste. Gene Ontology annotation, cellular component: membrane; axon; dendrite.
UUGAAUUUUAUUUAGAAUCUUUAUUUUGACAAAUCAAAAUUGCAUUUGCCUUGGAAAGUUAUGACUUGUGGGCGGCUCAAGAUAGAUAGAAUACUCUUUAUUGACACAUCUCAGUAAAAAUAUACAAGAAAAUAAACUAUUAAUUAAAUAUAUGAGAGCAAUCUCUUCCAGACAACCUUUGGUUAGCGGAGACAGAGAGCUUUGGGUAGCGGUUAUAGAAAAUCUCCCGAAAUUACGUUUUUCGGCAUAAGGUCAUAACUGUCUUUGGGAUACUUACUAAGUUUUACUUAGUAGCAAUCACGUAGCAAUGAUAGAAGCUUAAUACAAUACUUGCUGCAUGUAACGCAUAGAUGCGCUCAAUAUUAAGUACCAACACUACCAACCUAGGUACUAAUUAAUAACAGUAGGAGUACCACUCUGAGUAAUUAGGGUAAAGUGGGGGAGUUAGGAACACUUAUUAAUUUAUUUUUUGUGUUAUUUGCUUAUCUAAUUAUAUUCCAAUGAUUUUUAAAAACAAAGAUAUCACAUAAAAUUCAAGACGAAGUCAAUACAGGAACUCCUAGUUCAGGCAUUUGUAAACUUUUCCUUAUCCUUAAUCCUUAGUCUUUAAGUGCUAACACUGUACUUAUACUGUUUUCAAUAAAAUUAUUUGUAUUAUUUGUAUUUGUUGUAUUUGUAAUAACUUUGCCUAAGUCUCAAUUUAGCCGAACCCGUAUGGGGUAAUUGGAAAAAGUUCGCGUGGAAGUAGAUACAGAAACACUGAAGAUUUUCAAUCUACUAUCACUUUCAGGUUUCCAUUUCUACCUCAAGGCAUGAAAAACAUUAAGAAAACAAGAGGUAAUUGGGAACAUUUUCAUUUCCUUCGUUUCUAGAGUUAAACCAUCAAGAUAAGUCUGCAACGAUUUUGAUAGCACAAUCAAUGCAAGUGUUAUUUAUACGUCAUAAUUUCAUAGAAGUUUGUAGUUUAAAGUCACACAUAACACUUGCACUGCGUGUGCUAUAAAAAUCAUUGCAGACUUGUCUUGGUCUGACUCUAAUUACCCUAAGUGAUCAAUAUAAAUCAAAAUGAGCGUCACUGUCUUUUGUAUUUUUGAAGAACUUAGAACCGCAUGGGGUUUGAAAGCCGAUAUUACAUACAAUAUACUAUUGAAAUAUGUCAUGUAUACAGUCCCAUCUCGAUGCUUACAUCUAUUGCAACAUGUGAUUAAAAUUAUAAAUAAAUUGAAAUAAUUAUUUUUGGCUAACUGUGACCAUAACUCGAUGCUUGCGUUGAACAAACUAAAAAUGGUAUAGCGGAAUUGCUUCUAAUCUAAGUACUCUCUAUGUCACUGUUCCCGUCGUUCCCAAGUCCCCCACUCUCCCCUGCCACACUGAUGACCAAUGCUUUCACAUGAGGUAAUAAAAUUUCGACAUUGAACCGCAUAACUGCACUGCGGUUUCCACGUCAAUCAACCUUAAAAAUGUUUACUUCACUGACACUGUACUUCUCCCCAUUUCUGAGACACAAAGAAGAAUUUUCUUUGCUGCAAAUUUUCAAGCCUCUAUACCUAGUGCUAUGUGUUUUUGGAUUAAUUCCCUGUUCGAUCAAUUUCCCGAAAAAAAAGAAAAACUGCACCAUCUUACUAAAGCCCUAUUUUAGCCGCUCACUUCGCGCUCUUUUUAUCCUACUCGUUGUUUACAUAUUUUUUGGACUUCACGUACACCAAGUAAUAACAUCAAGUGAAGACAAUGUUCUUGCCGAGGGCGCUAUGGCAAAAGCCAAUUACGUGAUUGAACUAAUUACAGCAAUUCUCUUCUGUACUACUACAUAUUUCUGUGUGCAUCGUAAGAAGGAUGUAUAUGCGUCAAUGUUCAGGCACAUCACCCGGGCCUGGGACGAUCUAAAUUACGUUAAUAGAGACAUGAUUUUAAGUCGCCUGCGCGUGCAAGUUAACUGUGUAGUUUUCGGAAAUCUAAUUAUGAUUUUGAUCAUGCUUACAACCGUCACGUUCGUAGGGCAAUCCAGUUUAUGGAAAAGAAUAUUGAUAACGUUUUCUUUCAAUAUACCCGAGAUGAUACAAUUCAUUGUCGUAGCUUUCUAUUUUGUACUUAUAUUGACGGUAGUCGCACUGUUGAAGAAUAUCGAGAGUCAUUGCAAGAUGUUCAAGCAAGUCCGGAGAAUCAUUAAGGGAUCGGAAGUGGAGUUGGCGCGUAGUUCAGUAACGCUGUCUCAGAUGCAGACUGUGUACGUGACAGCGAUGCGUGUCAAGAGACAAAUAAAUGAGGUGUUCCAAGCUCCGAUCCUGUUUACUCUGUUACAAUGCUUUCACACGGCAGUCAGCGAGUCUUGCGACUUGUGCUUGGGACUAUUUUAUAAGGACAACUUUAGCGUUCAACACAUCAUUGAAUGCUCUUUUUGGGUCAUGUUACAAUUCAUAAAGGUUUACGUUUUGGCACGAUCUGGGAGCUUAUUGAAAUCAGAGGCUGACAACAUCGGACGUAUAAUCCAUGAUAUACCAAAUAGUGAAGAAGAAGACAUAGAUUUAUUCAUGGAGAUGGUCGCCGCAGCAGCGAUGUACUUAGUGAUCCUCGUACAGUUCGCUGCAUGAAUAAACACGAAAUAAUAUUAAGAACACAAGUCAGAUAUGUGUGUGUGUAAUCUAAUACCUAAUAGUUUGGCCAGAAAUCCAUAACAGUGUUGGAUAACGCAAUGAGUAAAGUGAGCAGUUUCUUAGACCUUACGACCACGUCUACGAGCGUCCCAUAUCUUACAACACAUUCGAUUCCGAUGGAUGACCCUCAAGGGAGGGAGAACUAUCCUUUCUCUUACAAUAAAGUGUUAAUUACUUAUGUACUUACUUUGGUCUAAACAUGCUUUAGGACUGAUUGGAAAAAUUUCCUACAAACUAAUUAAAAUUUAAUUCGAAUAGCCAUAAUAAAUAUUGAUGUCGAUGUCGUUAAAAAUGUAGGUGUUCAAUGAUUAUUAAUUACGUAUUUUUCAACACACUGCUCGUAACGUGGAACUUACUGAACCGCUUUUAGGCUUAUAACCCUAUAGAUACAAAAUACAAAUUUCUGUAUUUCAUUAAAUCAUUGCCUGUGUUGGGAGGCACCGCUCUUUCGUGAUUAUUAAUAACUAAUAUUAUAUGCUAUUUACGAACAUUUACUACCUAUACUAUUUACAAUUUACAAACAAAAUAGAAGAAAAUCCUCGUUGCCUUACCCCUCUCACAAAACAAAAUAUUAUUAUACUACGGGUUGGUAAAUGUUGCGUACCAUCAUCCAAACAGUAAUCGGUUGUAAAAUGGUACAAUAUCAAACAGCUUCAACACGAAAUAAGCUUUAAAACCAGCCAAUUAAGUUUAUUUUAGCCUGCUACGGAAACAUUUCUAGUUUUUACAAAUAGCGCCAGGCCACGGUAACCCAUACCCUGAGCCAUGUCAAUAACUUCUAAAAUAUACAUAUUUUUGGUAUCUUUGAAAUAUUGAUUUUUCUGUUUACUUGCAACGCGUAUACUGUAUCUAGAAUUUCAGUAUACUUACUAUAUUACA